AUGUCAGAUAUUGAAAAUGCAUCAAGUAGUAAAAAUAAAGAAACUGAUACUGCAUCAGAAAGUUCAAAUGAUAGUAAUUUAGAAACAAAGAAAAUUAUUUUGUUUGAUAAAAUUGAUAAAAUACAUAAAUCUAUUGAGAACAAAGAAAAUGUAGAUUUUGAUAAAACAAUAGAAAUUUUAAAACAAGUUACUGAUUUAACUAUAACUGAUUAUAAUAGAGUUUAUAAUGCGCAAAAUGAAACUAUUGAUGCAUUAAAAUUGAUUAAUUUAAAUUUAGCAUGUGAAGUACAAUAUUAUAAAGGAUGUCUUUUUGAAGAAUUAAUUUGA
This is a messenger RNA of Cetraspora pellucida, 327 nucleotides long. Lineage: Eukaryota; Fungi; Glomeromycota; Glomeromycetes; Diversisporales; Gigasporaceae. The record is from the annotation of a GenBank genome assembly.